CCACUUACGCAUCAGUCACCUCCCUUCCUAUAUUACGAGGGCCUGUACGCAUUUUUGCACUGUACUAAUUACCACGAUCAGCUGGCCGCUCGGGUAUUAAACCUGCGCUCGCAGAUCUAGCAACUGCCAUCCGUUGCUCGGGAUUGACCAUGUCUCCCGGCAUGUGUGAAGCCGCAACAUCUGCAUCCUCCAGCUCGGAUGAGUCGGACUCUCAAAUUGCCACUGUCACCAACGGAGUAAAGCACGUCAUUAUCAACGGGGAGGGUACAUCCCAUGGCAGAACAGAGGAGAAGACAGAAGUAGAAGAGAAUGAACAGAUCGACCUCGGUAUGAAGCUUGGGUUCAAGAAUCUUUACUCGGGCAAGGAAGACAAGAAAGGUCGCUUUCAGUGGCAGGACACGAUUCCAGAAGACAUCGGUGAUCCCGUCGAGAACAAAGAGACAGCAAAGUGGGCUCUCUUGGUUCGCAACGUCAAAGUGUAUAAUGACCCCAGGAAGGUACUGUCGAUCCAUUCGAUUGUCGUCCAGAGUCCGCUGCUCAAGAAGCUGCUCGCUGCCGUCUUGAAGAAUUACCCUGGUGUGACUGUCGGUCUCAAUCGCCUCGAAUUCUCAGGCAAGUUUGAACCGCUUAUACACCGCUGGGCAGAGUUGGAGACGGCCAUUAGCAAGUUGGGCAGUGCCACCGAAGAACAGCGAAUCACCAAGCAGCAUGCGGAAUUGUUACAGGGCAUCCUCGUGAAGGAGUUCAAGAGCUUGAUCGAUACAUCCCAAGACAUGAUGAGCAAGCGAGUCAUGAACUUUGACCUGCUAUGGACUCUUUAUCAGCCAGGUACGACUGUCUUUUCGCGUCAGGACGGUCAAGAGACAGCACUAAGUUUGAACACAACUCGCUAUGGUCUGGAUUCGAAGGGUGUCCCAUGCUUCUGGAUCACUGGCAAGUACAUAGAUUGGGACGGCACAAAAUUCGGCACACAGAAGUUGAACGUCUGCAUACCCAUCUUUACUGGCACUCGUACCAUUAGUUCCCUUAAGGCAUAUCCAAUCGACUACCAUCAUGAUGCCGAAGCCGUACGCAGGCGCCUUACUGAACGUGGGGCUAAAACGGAAGAACUCGCUGGAUCGAAUUAUCGAGCCUACCACGGCGUCGCUUGGAAGAUGGGUUCCUUUGGCACAAAAGACAAGUACAACGUCAAGGGUCGAAUCGUCAUCGACACGUAUGGCUGGAAUCGGUUUAAUCCCGGUAAUGCUGUGUACGUUACGCCUCUGAGCCAGAAAGAAGUCGUUGCAGACGGGCGUAGUAGCGAGAUCGACUAUGACGAGGAUGGCGAAGAUGCUGAUGACGGCGAAGAGUAUCUAGAAGACGAAGACUAUGACGAAGACGAUGGUGGAAUGCCCAUCGACGGUCGCUUUGCAGACGAGGACGACGAAAGCACACAACCCACACCACUCACUGCGGAACAGAAGCUCAUCUGCACCCCCUUGCUUCGCGGAUAUAGCCUGAAGAACAAGAUGUGGCUCAACUUCUUCGUCAAUUGCGUCGAGCAGAUUGAAUGGCAGAAAGAUGCGUUCGACCGAUUAGUUCUACCGAAGAAUCAAAAGGAGCUGAUCCUGGGCUUCACUGAAUCGCAGCGCAAAAACCGUGAUACAUUCGACGAUGUCAUCGAAGGGAAGGGCCGCGGCAUGAUAAUUCUGCUCUGCGGACCCCCAGGGGUCGGCAAGACUUUGACCAGUGAGGCGGUCGCUGAGGAGAUGAAAGUUCCGUUGUAUCUAAUGAGCGCCGGUGAUCUCGGCUUCGACCCCCGACACGUCGAAACCAAGCUCCAGGAUAUCCUAGAGAUGUGCAGUCGAUGGAACGCGGUGCUUCUACUCGAUGAGGCUGAUGUUUUCCUGGAGCAGCGAUCACUGCACGAGCUUGAGCGCAACAAGCUCGUUAGCAUCUUUCUCAGAGUGCUCGAGUAUUACGAAGGAACUAUGUUCCUUACCACAAACCGAGUGGAGACGUUCGACCCUGCAUUCCAGUCACGAAUCCACAUCUCACUUGACUACCAGGAGUUGACAAUUGACUCGCGUAAGACUGUGUGGGAUAACUUUCUGAACAGUUCCACACAGGAGCACAUAAUUACCAAAGAACAACUAAGUGAGCUUGCCCGCAUGAAUAUGAAUGGUCGACAGAUCAAGAACAUUCUCAAGAUUGCGCGCUUGCUAGCGAGCAGGAAGGAGGAGAGGCUCGGCUAUGACCAUAUCCUAACAACUCUCGAUGUCACUCAGCAUUUGCAUAACGAGAAUCAGGCCAGCAAGCGCACACAGGGUAGUCUGUAUGGUUGAUCUUGGUUGAGUGUGUAUCCGACCGCCUUCUAAGUUGCAUUCUAGUAGUUGCAUGCGGUUGCGGUCAUGGCAACAAGCGUACCUAUAGGUAUUCGGAAAUACAAUCUCACUUGUCUACGAUUCGUCGG
Boeremia exigua is the source of this 2452-nucleotide messenger RNA. Its product is annotated as P-loop containing nucleoside triphosphate hydrolase protein. Gene Ontology annotation, molecular function: ATP binding; ATP hydrolysis activity. The transcript is spliced from 3 exons. Bases 150 to 2324 code for a protein of 724 amino acids. Lineage: Eukaryota; Fungi; Ascomycota; Dothideomycetes; Pleosporales; Didymellaceae. The record is from RefSeq and is a predicted model, not a curated record.